Molecule: messenger RNA, 1145 nt
Organism: Owenia fusiformis
Lineage: Eukaryota; Metazoa; Annelida; Polychaeta; Sabellida; Oweniidae
Source: the annotation of a GenBank genome assembly
GUCAGCUUGAUGAGUGAAACGGUUUUACUCCGACAUAAAAAUAGUUCUUUGUCCGUUUUAAAUAACUCCUCGUCUCCCCGCAUGCUGACACACUCACAAAGUGGCAAGAAGUGAAAACAUCCAGGAAGAAACCGACUUAAGCAUCAAGAAAAAUGAAGCUGUUGACAGUGAUACUACUGCUGAUCCUGAUUGACGUCUGUAUUAGUUCCAGUGAAGCGAGGCAGAAUAGAAGAGGGAGAAGAAGCGACAGCAGUCAUAGUAGCCACAACAGCCAUCACCAUAAACCAGGUCCUACUGGAGCAACGGGAGCUACUGGACCAACUGGAGCCACAGGAGAAACAGGAGCGACGGGUCCUACUGGACCCACAGGGGAAACAGGCGCUACGGGACCAACUGGACCCACGGGAGAUACGGGAGCUACUGGACCAACUGGCACAGGAGAAACAGGAGCGACGGGUCCUACUGGAGCUACAGGGGAAACAGGCGCUACGGGACCAACUGGAGCCACAGGGGAAACAGGCGCUACGGGACCAACUGGGGCCACAGGAGAAACAGGAGCUACUGGACCAACUGGAGCCACAGGACCUACAGGUCCAACUGGAGCCACAGGAGAAUCUGGUACUCCCUUCAAUCGACCACUGAAUUGUCCAGAUGGGUGGGAGAGGAAUAGUACAAGUUGCUACAAAUGUAUUGACAACGAGAGGAUUGAUUGGUUUGAUGCUCUCACCUAUUGUCAAGCCGAAGACGCAAAUUUGGUCGCAAUUGAAUCCCUCAGUGAACAAAUGUAUCUAAAUUCAAAAAUAAUGCUAUCGAAUAGCACUUAUGAGACCUGGUGGACGGCGGGAACUCAGAGUCAUGAGGGAUAUGUGUGGAUAGGGGGCCAAAGUUUUCCGACCGAGGACAUUACAACAUUUUCAAAUUGGGCAACUGGCGCGCCUACAGACGGAUUUGCUGUGGAAAUAAAUGGUGAUGGGAUUUGGCAGGAUGGAGAUCCAGAUAAUACCAAUCAUUUUAUCUGCGAGAUACAAUUAGCUCCACCUUCUGGACAUUAGUACUGUAUUUUUAUAUGCCUACGUUGCUAGUGAAUUGCGUAAUGUUUAAUGAGAUUUCUCCCCAGGUAUCACUAAAAAGAAUAAUAAGCCCCG